This is a messenger RNA of Cyprinodon variegatus (sheepshead minnow), 2122 nucleotides long. It is a transcript of the gene pgap2, whose product is annotated as post-GPI attachment to proteins 2. The coding region runs from base 446 to 1210 and encodes 254 amino acids. The transcript has 6 exons. The record is from RefSeq and is a predicted model, not a curated record. NCBI's taxonomy places the organism in Eukaryota, Metazoa, Chordata, Actinopteri, Cyprinodontiformes, Cyprinodontidae. Gene Ontology annotation, biological process: GPI anchor biosynthetic process. Gene Ontology annotation, cellular component: endoplasmic reticulum membrane; Golgi membrane.
CGGAAUGGAAAAGAGUUAAAAAUCAGACGGACCGCAACUUUAAAGUAUUAAACUACAUCUUUAUGCUUUUAUUUUGAAAGAUGUCCUCUAACCGGAAGUCAGGUCUUGUGAAGCUACGCGGUUCGUUUUGGGACAGAACUGGUCAACUUUGACCGUAAAGAACCUUUAACCUAUCAGGGACUUUGAACGGGUCCCACGUAACUUCGGGAAGAGGACAACAAACAGUUUAGCUGGUGAGGAACCGCAGAAUAACUUCAGCUGGACCAAAGUACGGAGCUAAGCUCAGCUAGCCGGAGCUAACCGGCUAACAAUGGCUUUAAUGCGAAGCUGCUGACCAAACGGAACCGAACCAGAGCCGACCCAGGUUCAGGUUUGGACGAUUUAAACUGGAUCAGAGAGCUGAUGGCCCGCUGCUGACGUCAGUAGAUAAACUCACCUGGACAGGAUGCUCCAGGGCCUUCUGAGCAACCCGGACCGGGACCGGCCUCUGGUCCGGGUGCCCUUCACCAUCUUUGCCGUGGCGACAGUUCUGCUCCCGCUGAUGGGCCUCCUGGUCUGCCUGGUGACCUCCAUGCUGUACCACUAUGAGGACGCCACCUACACCCACUGCCAGGUGUCCAACUACCUGCCUUCCAUCAGCUCCGCCAUCAGCCGGGCCCCGGAGCUCUACAUCUGGCGCAGCUGCAUCGGCCUCCACUCUGCGCCGCGCUAUCUGGUGGCCGUGGCCUACUUUAACUUCUACCGCUGCCGCUUCGCCGCCAGGCUGCCGGAGCUGCUGCUGAGCGGCCUGGUUCUGAUCUGCAGCGUGGCGGAGAACACGGGCCUGGUUCUGCUGACCUACGUGGCGUCCACCGAAGAGUACAAGGUCCAUAAGUACGGCUUCAUCGUCUUCAUAGCGUGCUCGCUGCUGCACAUGCUCAUCACCUGCUGGCUGUGGUACGUCAUCAAGAGGCAGUACGUCAACCCAGAGGAGAAGACGUCCUUCCUGUGGAAGACCCGCCUCUUCCUGUUCAACGUCAGCUGCUGCGCCAUCGCUGCCUACUUCUUCAGACGCCACAAUAAAUACUGUGAGGAGGGAGUCUACACCCUGUUCGCCUUCUUCGAGUACAUGGUGGUCUUCUCCAACAUGGCCUUCCACAUGACGGCCUUCUGGGACUUCGGCAGCACUCAGGUGAUGGUGGCCACGCUGCCGGAGGAGAAACGCUUCUGACCCGGACAUGAUAAUGGAUUCUGAGGGAUCACAAUGAGGUUCUGAUGCAGAACCGGAUUCACAGCUCCACCAGCGGUUAACUUAACAAGAACUAGAAAUUAGGAGGGAAACGGUUCUGGUUCGCUGACGGGGUCCGGACAGACCAACAGUUUUAACAGAUCAGGGACAGAACCAUCGGACCAGAACAAUCUAGCAAACCGUUGCCCAAUGGAUCCCACAGAACCGUGGAUCUUUUCCCCUGCAGGAUUGAAACCUUCAGGAGGUUCUGUUUGACAUAAUUUCCAUAGCAGGAGUGGAAAGAAUAAAGCUUCCUGUUCGGAUCAGUCUGGUUCUGUUCACAGAAAAGAAAAGGUUCUGCCACAUGACAUGGAACUGGUUUCUCCUGGCUUCCAGCAGAACCUCGGUUCAGAACAUCUUUUUAUUUAUUCUUAGAAUUUAAUAAAUUUUUAAACUCAAAGGAAUUUUUUUUCUGAUUUUUAUAAAAAAUAAAAGCCUAACAUAAAAACCAUGAUAGGGCUAAUUUCACAGGGUUACCAUGGUGAUAAGAUGCCAUAGCGGUACUGCUGUCAGUCUGGGCCAAGAUCAGGAAAUCAGGAUCUUUAGUCAGCAGAAGGACUAAUGACUGCUCUAGAUGACUGGACUUUAGAGGCCCAGUAGACCAGAACCAGGAGAAAAUGUGGCACCGUUACCCGUCAGACCGGACCUGCAGCAGCCCAGAGCGGGCUUCAUGUCCUGCUCUCGAGGUUUCACCUGGUGAAUCUUCUGUUUUAUAAUCCUCUCACCACAACAGGUUUUCCUUCCACUCAAUUUUCUACUAACAUUGGAUACAGUGAGCAGCCUUCAGUUGCCUAAAAAUAUUCAAAUGCUCAAACAUUCAAAUAUUUGAUUUAUUCAAAGAAAGAAUAAAUAUUU